AGUCUGCAUAGAUAAGUCAUUCAAAAGGAUAAAGAUAAAUUUACACACACAAAUCUUCCCCACAUAAGCAAAACAGACCCAGGAAGAAGAUAGCAAUUAAAAAUUUUGCCCCCGCGCCAUCUUUAAAAGUCCAAUAUUUACACGAAAAACGCGGGAAGGAAGGAAGGGCACCGCCACACUCACCUCCACCUACACAGCCUCCUUAUUUUCCUUGUUUUCCUUGCUUAAUAUUGUGUGUGCGUGGCUGGGACUCACUUAUGCCACUGCCAUUACACCGUUGAGGAGGUGGAGAACAUAAUAACAGUCAAAUAGGAGGAGAUUAUCGAGUAUUUGAAGGAAGAAGAGGAGGAGAAGGAGGAGGCUCAGAGUGUGCAAGUGAAUCCCAAACAAGUUUCCAGCAACCUUUUACGAAUAUUGUCUCCCCUAUAAGGUAGAGCGAGACAGUCAGCGCCGCCAAGAUGAUGAUGCUGCGGCCACAAGACCUCAGCGAGUUUGAGCUGCUGAGGGAACAGAACAUACAGAAGAGGAAACAGAUGAUGGAUGCCCUGAUGAAGGACUUCCAGGAGUUCAAGGCCAGCGUGGCGCCCCCCAAGCCGGCCAUCCAGGAGGUGCAGCGGCCGCCCAGGAAGCAGCAGCAGCGGAGGCGGUGCAGCGAGGGAUGGGCACCGCGCAGACACACUCGCAGCCACAGCGCCGGACACAGGUUCAUGCCGUACACCUCGCCGCCAAAGACAAGGAGCCAGAAGGAGCGCCCCCUCACCCCGCAGGAGGAGUGGGAGCGGCUCAUCCAGGACGAUGACGUCAACCCCUACUGGGUACCCCUGGAGGAGGACGAGGAUGAGGAGAACAGGGAGCCGCGCCUUCUCUACGUCAAGUUCCGCUUCCCCGUCCGCCACCACCAAAGCUCUGACGGCGCCCAAUCAGACAAGGAGGACGAGGAUGAGGACGAUGACAUUCAGUGCUUUGUGGAGGACCUGGACGUUGCCAAGAUGCGGCGGGUCACCCAGUACGAGCCGCCCUACACCGGCGAGGCGGCCCGGCGGAGCAGCACGGGGUCCACACGGGGCAGCGAGGGGUCUGGCGGUGGGCGACGGCGGGGCGGCGGCAACCUGACCUUCGACCCCAACGUGAAUAUUCAAAUGCCGGAGGACAUCAGUGCCUCGGCCCUGAGGAACGUGGCGGAUCGAAGCGGCGGGAAGACUUACAACGCACACAUAGGAACCACUUGUCAUCAAUGCAGACAGAAGACGAUGGAUACGAAGACGGUGUGCCGCUCAGGGGACUGCUCUGGGGUCCGCGGUAUGUUCUGCGGGCCGUGCCUCAAGAACCGGUACGGAGAGGACGUCCGGGAGGCUCUCAUGGACGCUCGUUGGAUGUGCCCCCCCUGCCGUGGCCUAUGCAACUGCUCAAUCUGCCGCAACCGAAGUGGGAAGGGAGCGACGGGCAUCCUUAUAAACAUCGCUCGGGCUCGCGGCUUCGACAACGUGAAAGACUAUUUGGAGAGCCUGACCAAGUAGUGGGGGGUGUGGAAGGGGCUGUGUUUAUUCUCUCUCUCUUUCUCUCUGCCUCUGUUUAUGUAUAUGUAUCUCCCUGUCUUUCUCUGCCUCUAAUUCAUUCAUUCGCUCUUUUUCUGGGUGAUUUUCUGUCUCACUUUCUAUGUCUGUGUGUGUGUGUGUGUCUCCCUCUCUAUCUCUCUCUUCAUCUCAUUUUCUCUCUUUCUCUUCUUUCUCUGUCUCUCUCCAUCUCAUUUUCUCUAUCUCGUCAUCUCCUUUUCUUUCUGUUUCCUAUUCAUUCUCUGUGUCUCUGUCCAUCUCCUUUUUUUCCUCUCUCUCUGUCUUUCUAUCUCCUGUUCUCUCUCUCUCCCUCCCUUCCUCCCUUGCAUUCUCUUCUAAUUCAAGUUUUUUCAAUGUGGUGUUCUGUCACAAGGAAAGUUUUAACAUUCUUUUUGGUACAAUUUUUACUUCUUUUAUCACAUUAUUCUGCCGUCGAGGUUUUAGUGAUAUUUGUUUGUGGUUUUAUUUUUUAUCUUUUGUGCUGUAUAUAUUGUUGAAAAAAUGAGUGUUUCUUGCAUGUCCCAAAGAGGUAUAAAUGCUGAGGUAUAUGGCGGGGAUCAGGUGGCAAGAUAGGGUGACCAGUGCAGAUGUGGCUAACAGAUGUGGAGUAGAGGACCUGGAAACAGUGCUCACAAGGGAAAGACUUCGAUGGUUUGGACAUGUGAAGAGAGUAGGUGAGGAUACAGUGCUGGAGAGAUUGGAGGUAGAAGGAAGGAGACCAGUUGGUAGACCUAGGAAAACGUGGAGAAGGUGUAUACAGGAAGACUUGGCACUGAUGGGAUUGGAUGAGCAUCAGGAAGGAAGAGGGAGCUGUUAAACUAUCAAAAAGGCGUCCCAUAGGUCGUCUGUCCUAGCCACCCUCUCUUGGGACAUCAGAGGGAGGAGAGAGGAUGUCAGCUCUGUGUAGGUUAGGUAAGGUUAGGUUUUAUUUCAUUCCACAAAGAAAAGGAAGAGGGAGCUGUUAAACUAUUAGGAAGGCGUCCCAUAGGUUGUCUGUCCUAGCCAGCCUCUCUUGGGACAUCAGAGGGAGGAGAGAGGAUGUCAGAGCUCUGUGUAGGUUAGGUAAGGUUAGGUUUUAUUUCAUUCCACAAAGAAAAGGAAGAGGGAGCUGUUAAACUAUUAGGAAGGCGUCCCAUAGGUCGUCUGUCCUAGCCACCCUCUCUUGGGACAUCAGAGGGAAGAGAGAGGAUGUCAGAGCUCUAUGCAGGUUAGGUAAGGUUAGGUUUUAUUUCAUUCCACAAAGAAAAGGAAGGAAAAGGGAGCUGUUAAACUAUUAGGAAGGCGUCCCAUAGGUUGUCUGUCCUAGCCAGCCUCUCUUGGAACAUCAGAGGGGAGAGAGAGGAUGUCAGAGCUCUGUGUAGGUUAGGUUAGGUUAGGUUUUAUUUCAUUCCACAAAGAAAAGGAAGGAAAAGGGAGCUGUUGAACUGUUAAAAAGGGGUCCCAUAGGUUGUCUGCCCUAGCCAGCCUCUCUUGGGACAUCAGAGGGAGGAGAGAGGAUGUCAGAGCUCUGUGUAGGUUAGGUAAGGUUAGGUUUUAUUUCAUUCCCCAAAGAAAAGGAAGAAGGAAGGAAGGAGGAGCUGUUAAAUUGUUAAAAAGGGGUCACAUAGGUUGUCAUGGUCAUUUUUUUCCUCCUGGGGCAUCUACAGAAGGGAGCGUGUUAUUGCUAUAUGUAGGUUAGGUUAGGUUAGGUUUUAUUUCAUGCCCACAGAGAAGGAGGGAGGUACGUGGGCCGUCUGUCAAGUGAGGGAACAGAGUGCCAUUGCUGUAUGUUGGUAAGGUUUUAUUUGACUCCUAAAUAGAGAGAGUGGCAUGGUCCGUCCAAGAGUCUCGAGACUGAGGAACUUUUGCAACACGACACUUGUAUUGCGUUUUCUGUUGUUCCUUGUCGCCCUAGGUAGUUACGUAUUGAUUCUAUGAGCUGGUUUCACAGUCCAACACAGUGUCUUCGUAACAGCCCGAACCAAACUAUAGAAUCCCAUACAAUCCAUAAUGGGGAGGUCUUCGAUGCCACACUAAAUACACAAGACUUUUCCCGUAUAGUUUCAUCAAAUUCGUGAACUUGAAUACAAACACCAGACACUAUACAAGGAAAUUUCGAAGCUUUUGGUUUGGGAGCUUACUAACCCAUCAUGGGGAACUGUGAAACUGGCCCUGUGUUAUCCUGACGAAGGCUUUAACUCAUUUAAGAAUUUGUACAUUGCUCAGUUCUGCAUUGUGUCACAUCACCGUGGACAGAGGCGGAGACGUCAGCACCAGUAUGUGUGUGUUGGGACCUGUACAUAGGGUUGAGUUGUUCAUCCGGUGUGAAAUAAAAUGUAAAUUACUGUUA
Messenger RNA from Eriocheir sinensis (Chinese mitten crab), 3882 nucleotides. RefSeq names its product cell division cycle-associated protein 7-like. Bases 459 to 1517 code for a protein of 352 amino acids. Gene Ontology annotation, biological process: regulation of DNA-templated transcription. The record is from RefSeq and is a predicted model, not a curated record. NCBI's taxonomy places the organism in Eukaryota, Metazoa, Arthropoda, Malacostraca, Decapoda, Varunidae. The transcript is spliced from 8 exons. Gene Ontology annotation, cellular component: nucleus.